AUGUUUGAUUUAUUUAAAACUCUCUUAAGAAUAGAUAAAAAGAAGAAUUCUUCUAGUAAUGAUGAUGAAGUUGUUAAUCAAUAUUCAUCUUUACCUCAUUUCAUACAACAGAGAGUAGUAGCUUAUGCAUGUGGGAAGGACAUUGGAGAGUUUCCAUUUCGUUCCAAACUCCGAUUGGCGUUGGUAUCACAUCAUUGGUUUGGUUGGGUACAGUUGUAUAUUACAAAGUUUGUCAAACUUACUUAUCAAUUGCGCUACUUCUUGAAACAUUUUAACAACAAGUAUUGUGUCAUCAAAGGACCGAGAGUUAUCUAUAUGAAUCAGGAUCUGUUGGAUCUGGGAGAUUAUGGCCCACUACUGAAUACUGCACGUAUGUUGGUAGUAGAUGAAAUCUCAGCAAAGACAACACCGCUACUCUUGAAACUCGACCAAGAGUGUAAAUGUUUGAAAACUAUUUUCUUUGCCGAUGUAGAUUACCGCCAGGUCUACCAAUUGGCAACGCAACUCAAGACGAAAACGAUUCAAAUUCAUACUGCCGAGACAAGUACCUCUUCGGUUUGUGCAAUGCUUCCAACACCAGAUGAGAUCAUUCCACCGAGUAUUAGAUAUGAGUUGUUCGUCGAGCGAUGGACAGACGAAACCUUCAAAUCGAAAGUGCAAAACCCUAAGCUGUAUCAACAUGUUGUGGAUCUAUCGUUGUACGAUCAUGUUUUAGAGAAGGUAGACGAUCCAAAUUUGUUUUUGAAUUUCGCGAAUGUCAAAACGCUAUUUCUCAAAUGCAAUAGCCAGCCAACUAUCUAUCCCAAUAUUAAAAGCUAUCUAACAGCGAUAGUAGGAGUUAAAGUUUUCAAGCUAUACAUCCACCACUUGAAUAGCGACUGGCUCGAUAUCUUACCACUUCUCAAAGUCAGAAGAUUGGAAUUAACAAUGGCGAUAUCAUAUCUUCAACCACCCAGUGGUGACAACAAUAACGCUGUUGUUAUUAAUCCUGGUUUUAGUAAUUCACAUAUCAAAUAUCUUUUGCUCAGUUUUACAAAGUGGAAUCAAAAUGGAAAACAGUGUUUGGAGUAUUUCCUACGUGGAGAUUUCUAUAAACGUCAAUUAAGGUGGUUUCAUGUUAACGAAUUCCAGUUCGACAGUGAAAUGAUAUCAUUGAUGUCACAGACCGAAUCGGUGGUCAAUCUAAGGAUUGAAACAACAAUGUGGGAUCAAUCUGUAGAUCUUUCUCCACUCUCGUGUAUGAAAUCGUUGAAAACUCUGGUAUUAAGAGGGAGUACCAACAUCGAAGCAACCAAGAAUUUUAUUGUACAGUUAGAGCGAUCGAUUGGUGAACAUCAGAUUAGCCACUUUUAUUUCUCACUGCCAAUAGGUGAAAUCGAGAGAGCAUCACUCAACUUCCAUUGGAUUGAUGACAUGGGUCCAACAAUAAAGGAAAUCAAGAAUCAUCAAAAAAAGUUGAAAUUAUUGAUUAAAGAUACUGUUCAAUUCUCAAGUAUCAAUCUCCCAAGUUAUAGUCUCAAACACUAUGAGAAUACUCAUCAAUUAUGUUUUUCCUAUGUCGAUAAAAAUAGAAAUUUUUCACACAAUGAUCCUAUUGGCAACAAAAUAGAAUGGCCAAUUCUAGGAUCGAUUCAUAAAAUAAGUAAAUUACCACACAGAAAGCUGAAUGAUAUGUCUAUGACUUUAGGUGAUGGUAGAAUGUUUAGAAUCUGGUUUGGCGAUCGUUAUACAAUUGUUGUUAGUGAUCCUGUUAUUAUAAAGGAGAUAUGGUCAAAGAAUUUUAUGAGUUUUACAAAUAGAUUUCAUAAUGAAUCAGCUCGUAUCUUAAGUGGAGACUACACCAAUUUAGCAACUGCCGAUUACCAACACUGGAAACCAAUGAGAGCAUUGGUAUCUUCAUCACUCACCAAAACAAAGGUUAGAACAAUGAACACACUGAUUGAGGAUCAAUCAAGAUUCUUAAUUGAAUCGAUGAAAGAAUUCUCAAAUUCAGGUCAAAUUUUCUAUCCUGAUAGAUAUUGUAAAAAGUAUGCAAUGAAUGUUGUUUUGGGAACGGUCUUUUCAAAGACAAUACCAUAUACUGAGGAUGUACAUGGCGGUAUUGUAGAUAGAUUGGUUAUGCCAUUUCAAUUCAUUUUAAAGUCAAUGGCACAAGGUAUCAUGUGUCAUUUCAUUAACAUUCUAAAGCCAGUUCUAUGGUAUAAUACAUAUCGUGUUGCAAGUGAAAUUCAAAAGUGUAGAGAAUACAUAAAAACUAUCUACGAUGAACAUCUUAUUGAUUUCGAUGCUGAAAAUCCAAGAGAUUUAUUUGAUAUUGUAAUUGCAGAGUGCAAAGAUUCAGUUGAUAGGAUAUUAAGAGUUUCACUUGACCUUCUUUUGGCUGGAAGUGAUACAAGUGCAUCAACUAUCGAAUGGUCUAUGCUAUACAUGAUCAAUAAUCCAGAUAUUCAAGAGAAAGUGACAAAAGAAUUGAAACAAUUGAAUGUUACUGAAAUCAAUGUUUCACACAAACCAAACACACCAUAUACCAAUGCCGUGAUUAAAGAGGUGUUGAGAAUAAGACCAUUGGCACCAAUGGGAUUGAACAGAUCAAACAAUGAGGAUAUAGAAGUUUGUGGAUAUUUCAUUCCAAAAGAGACACAUAUGUUAAUGAAUAUCUAUUCGGUUCAUCACAAUCCAAAGUAUUGGCCAAAUCCAGAGCAAUUCAAUCCCGAUAGAUUCUUGGAGCCAGAGAAUGUGAACAAUCAUGAAACUUGGAUUCCAUUUGGUGUUGGUCCAAGAAAUUGUGUUGGUUUAAAUUUGGCAAUGGAGGAGAUAUAUGUUGCAUUUUCAAAUAUUUUAUUAAACUUUAAAUUGAAAUCUUCAACUGGAUCAACACUUGAUGACAUGGAGAUAUAUGGAUUAACUAUUCGUCCUAAAAUGUAUGGAGUACUAUUGGAAUCAAGGAAACAAUAG
Messenger RNA from Heterostelium album PN500, 2955 nucleotides. It is a transcript of the gene CYP519D1, whose product is annotated as cytochrome P450. Gene Ontology annotation, molecular function: iron ion binding; oxidoreductase activity, acting on paired donors, with incorporation or reduction of molecular oxygen; heme binding. The record is from RefSeq and is a predicted model, not a curated record. The transcript has 7 exons. NCBI's taxonomy places the organism in Eukaryota, Evosea, Eumycetozoa, Acytosteliales, Acytosteliaceae. The coding region runs from base 1 to 2955 and encodes 984 amino acids.